Messenger RNA from Hypomesus transpacificus, 1278 nucleotides. It is a transcript of the gene tmbim4, whose product is annotated as transmembrane BAX inhibitor motif containing 4. Bases 123 to 833 code for a protein of 236 amino acids. The record is from RefSeq and is a predicted model, not a curated record. Gene Ontology annotation, cellular component: membrane. NCBI's taxonomy places the organism in Eukaryota, Metazoa, Chordata, Actinopteri, Osmeriformes, Osmeridae. The transcript has 7 exons. Gene Ontology annotation, biological process: negative regulation of apoptotic process.
GACGGAAAAGCCUACUCGCUUUACAGACGUUUGCGGAAACAGACUUGCAAGGCCCAAAACAGAUAUCAUUAAACUAAAGUCUCCAUCAUCUAGAUUAUAUUCCUUAUUGUUGCGAGUACAAGAUGACGACUGAAAAAUACCCCAGAUCUUCAAUUGAAGACGAUUUCAACUAUGGCACAAACGUUGCAACCGCAAGUGUGCAAAUCCGAAUGGAUUUUUUGCGCAAGGUGUACAGCAUCCUGUCUCUGCAGAUCAUUCUGACCACUGCAACAUCUGCCCUCUUUAUGUUCUGUGACACCAUCAAGGAUUUUGUCCAUGCAAGUCCCGCGGUGGUGUUGGUAUCAGCAAUCGGCUCUCUAGUUCUGCUCGUGGCCUUGGCGGUGUACCGACACAAGCACCCAGUCAACCUUUACCUGUUAUUCACAUUUACCCUGUUGGAAGCAAUCUCUGUUGCAACGGCUGUGACCUUCUAUGAGUAUGCCAUAGUGCUUCAGGCCUUCUUCCUCACCACGGCUGUAUUCCUGGGACUGACUGCAUACACCUUCCAGUCUAAGAGGGACUUCAGCAAACUGGGAGCUGGAUUGUUUGCCUGCCUGUGGAUUCUGAUCAUUGCGAGUUUUAUGAGGCUCUUCUUCAACAACGACACCACGGAGCUGGUGUUUGCCGGUGCCGGGGCUCUGCUGUUCUGCGGCUUCAUCAUCUAUGACACCCAUCUCCUGAUGCACCAGCUGUCCCCCGAGGAGCACAUCCUAGCCUCCAUCAACCUCUACUUGGACAUCGUCAACCUCUUCCUGCACAUCCUGCGGAUCCUGGACUCCAUGAAGAAGAACUGAGGCUGCACAGCGCCCUCUGCUGGUGUGAGGGAGUUAUUACAAGGGAAUCUGUCAGAUAUGCCCUUGAUGAAUGCUGUAGAACAGGUGAUUGUCAGUCAUUUUGAUCCAUGUUUAACCCUAUAAUACAUUAACACCAGGCUGUUUUCAAUCAUGGGAUUGUGGAAAUGAAAUAGUACUUACUUUUUUUCCCUGUUUUAUUAUUUUGAAUGUGAUAUAUUGUUUAAUGUUGGUAACUGGAGAUGAACUAUAUUAAUCUAAUCACAUCACAGUUCUUCAACCUUAGCUUGACUCUUGUCAUGCUGGUAUUUUUCUGAAUGAUUUUAAACACAAAAGUCUGUCAGGCACAAUAUGUUUAGGAGAUGUUGACGAGUAAUGAGUAUUCCAGGUCAUAAAUAGUACCAGUCCACAGGGAAAACGUGUGAGGUACUAUUACAAUUAUUUUGAA